AGUACCUAGACCCUUAAAACCAGAACAGAAUUCUCAGUGAGAAGAUUAGGAUAGUUUCUCAUAAAAUAUUGAAUUUGAUACUCAACAUGUGGAAGCUCCGUUUGACACUGCUUAUGCUUCUAGGAUUCAUAGAAAUCAGUAUAGCUUGUUGGGAAAUAAGGGUCUGUGAAAGGAGGCUAAAAAGAAUAUUUCCCCUUCAGGACUUACCGACUGAAGAGGAUCUAACAAGAUUGUGCCCAGACGUACUGGAUUCUAUCAAGUGCAUACAGGAAAAGACAGAACGAUGUAAAAGAAAAAGCUAUUACAUCCCUGCAGAAAUAAAUGUAGCUGGAUUCAUCAGCUUUCAAUUUAAUACAACAUUCUUCCAAGAGAUAUGUAGUAAAGAAAGUGAACUACGAAAAGAUUACAUUCAGAAUCUUCCCUGUGCCAGGAACUAUUUCCGUAUGGAUCUGCGAGUAUGCGAAAAUUUAGGAAAAGCUGUAAAUGAAUGGUAUAACGUUGUGUACCAGAAUGAAUUGGCUGGCAUACGCUCCGCGGAAUAUCGUGAAAACGAAACCUGCUUGAUUUCAGCUGUCACUGCAAGCUGCGUAAGAUAUAACUUUGGGAAGAUGUGUGGCACAUAUGCUAUACAGGCUUUUGAUCAAAUUGUGUACAAACUCACAGAUGGGCGACUUUUUAUUUGUGUUCGGAAUAAACGUCUGGAAAUGGAGGUGAUGGACAGAGGACGUUAAUAAACAGAGGAGGAAGGAUUCAAUUUAUACCUUUUUUAUGUUGCUUUAUCUUACAUGUAAACUUCAAGACGUCCCACAAACCAAGGUGCCUAAGUAAAAGGAAAGCCUAUAUCGAUGCUGUACUUACUCUAAUUAAUAAAAUGUGGUUUAACGCUA
Molecule: messenger RNA, 887 nt
Organism: Stegodyphus dumicola
Lineage: Eukaryota; Metazoa; Arthropoda; Arachnida; Araneae; Eresidae
Source: RefSeq, a predicted model, not a curated record